GGUACAUCAUCAUGGCUUCACCAUUCUCUGAGGUGGGCCUUACAUGGCUUCCGUAUUUCAUCGUUGCUCUCUUUACUUGGUUUCUUUUAUCUUCAGUUUUCUCUUGGUAUCGUCUUCGACAUAUACCGGGUCCUUUCUUCGGCAGGUUCUCAUACCUAUGGUUGGCUUACAUCACCAUCACUGGCACACAACAUGAUCACUUGGUCAAUCUCAAUCGCAAAUAUGGACCCAUCGUCAGGGUUGGACCUAACGAGGUCCUUGUCGAUGACCCAGGCUUGAUCCGAAAGGUCUCAAGUACUCGAAAUACAUACACCAAAGGAAAUUGGUAUCAUGGCGGCAAAUUCAAUCCAUAUCACGACCCCAUGUUCCAGAUAACAGACCCAGUCCAACACGAUCGCGUCAAAGCCAAGCUAUCUCCAGCCUACAGUGGACGCGAUGCUCCGAAUCUUGAAGCCGCUGUCAACAAGCAGGUUGAGAAUUUGAUUGAACUAAUCAAAGAUAAAUAUGUUUCUACACAGGGAGACUAUCGUCCAAUUGAAGGAACCAAAAUAACUCGCCUUUUUGCGCUUGAUGUUAUAUCCAAUCUAUCUCUUGGUCAAGAAUUUGGUUAUCUCAAGGCUGACUCAGACUUUCACGGGAUUGCCAAGGCGCUCAAUGAACAUGUGAUGGUCAUGACGCUUGCAACGGACAUUCCUUGGUUGAGAAACUUGAUCUUUUCUCCUCUUUUUCUCAAGCUCUUUGGUCCGACGGAGAAAGAUACCAAGGGAAUUGGCCCGUUGAUGAAAGUCGCGAACACCAUUGUUCGUGAGCGUUACGCUCCAGAGGCUGAUGAGCACCACGAUAUGCUGGGCUCCUUCAAGAGACAUGGUUUAACACUAGAAGAAUGUCAGGCUGAGGCUCUGUUCAUGUUUCUAGCAGGAUCAGAAACCACAGCCACUGUCAUACGGGUUAUACUUCUUUACAUUGUCGCUUCUCCUCACAUAUAUCAGCGCCUGAGACAAGAGAUCACCGAAGCGAUAUCUGAAGGCCGAGCUUCGAACCCAAUCACUGACAUUGAGUCUCGACAAUUACCGUAUCUCCAGGUUUGCUAUACCGCCAGAUUCCAUAUAAACAUGCUAACAUUGGCUGAACAGGCAGUAAUCUACGAAGGAAUUCGAAUUCGUCCAGCUACAACAGGCAUGUUCUUCAAAGACGUCCCAGCCGGCGGAGAAACCAUGCAUGGAAAGUAUAUCCCAGCAGGCACAUCAAUCGGCAUCAACGCAUCUUCCCUCCUACGCUCCGAAGUACUUUUCGGGCCUGAUCCACAAGUCUUCCGACCAGAAAGAUAUCUUGAAGUUGAUAAGGAGACCAGUGCUCAGAUGAAGCGAGAUGUUGAGAUUGUGUUUGGUUAUGGACGGUGGAUGUGUGCUGGAAAGCCUAUUGCGUUUAUGGAACUGAACAAGGUUAUCUUUGAGCUUCUCCGGGUUUUUGAUUUUCAGCUUGUUGAGCCUGAGGUGGCGAUGAGGUCGGAGAGUUACAUGGUGUUUCAUGAUGAAAAUCUGAUACUCAGGGUCACAGAGGCAGAGCAUAAAUAGGGACGACGGGUUAUAAAUCACUGCUCUUCUCAGGUCACUACCUAUUUACUGUUCAGGGCAGCUGGAAGAUCGGCAGUAUUCUCGGCCAUUUAGGGAAGUGUGUAGCGUGGUAAAGGCUACUAUGGUAGAAUUACAAGGUUGAGGGGUUGGGAGAAGCUUCAGACUUCUCUGCGCACAUACAAUCUUGCUUAUUCAAUUAAAUCAUGACACAGAAGCUAGGAUGAGAGUAGCUAAGCUUGUUACUACCGAAGUAAAAGUCUCGGGG
Messenger RNA from Fusarium redolens, 1839 nucleotides. Its product is annotated as cytochrome P450. The record is from RefSeq and is a predicted model, not a curated record. The transcript is spliced from 3 exons. Bases 12 to 1574 code for a protein of 520 amino acids. NCBI's taxonomy places the organism in Eukaryota, Fungi, Ascomycota, Sordariomycetes, Hypocreales, Nectriaceae. Gene Ontology annotation, molecular function: monooxygenase activity; oxidoreductase activity, acting on paired donors, with incorporation or reduction of molecular oxygen; heme binding.